AUAGAAUUAUGGGAUAGAAGAGUUCAAAGGAGAAGAAUUCAGGUUUAUCGAAUGGAUAAAUUUCUAAUUUUUAAAGCCAUAUAUAAAUUACAAAAGAUCCUGUAACUGGUAAAUUAUUAGGUGUACCGAAAGAAUGGGCUGAUCUGAAUGGUCUUAAAUUAGAUAUAGGUAGAAUAUGGCAUAAUAAUUUAAGACUAAAAUAAAACAGUGGAGACUAAGAACUUGCCUAGCUCAGUUUAACCAUCGGAGCUACCAGAAGCAAUUCUUGAUUUAAUUAAUGAACCUAUAAUGAGUGCACCUUUUAAUGUUCAACAUAAAAUACAUAUUGAAAUAGAUGCAACAGCUUAAUUAGGUUUGAAAGGAUUACCUGAAGAAUGGAUUGAGAAAUUAAAGAAAGCAGAAAUUUAGAAGUCAGAUAUUGAAUAAAAUCCAUAGGCUAUGAUAUAAAUUAUUUCAAAUUAUGAAGAAGGUGUAUAUAGACAAACUAAAUUGACAAUGCCAACGAAUGAUGAAUUUAUUAAAUAAGUGAUGGAUAUCAAAUUUAUUGAAUAAGAUCCUUCUUAAUUAUAUAAAUUUACUGAUUAAUUAGGAAAGGGAGCAAUGUGUAAAGUUUAUAAAGCGACACAUAGAAAUACAAAUGAUGAAGUUGCAGUGAGAGUUAUGAAAAUAGGAAAUGAUAUUCAAAGAAUCAAAGUAGAAAUAGCAUUAAUGAAAAUGUGUGCAAAUCAAAAUAUUGUUAAAUAUUAUGAUUCUUAUUUAUUUUAAUAAUGCUUAUUCAUGGUAGUUGAAUAUUUAGAUGGUGGAUGUUUGACAGAAAUCAUAUAUUAGAAUUUUAAAUCUAUGAAAGAACCUGAAAUUGCUUAUAUUUGUGGAGAAAUUCUAGCAGGACUAAAUUAUAUGCAUAAAAAAAAGAAAAUUCAUAGAGAUUUAAAGAGUGAUAAUAUUCUCAUGAAUAAAAAGGGUGAAAUUAAAAUUGCUGAUUUUGGAUUUGCUACUUAAUUAACUGCAGAAAGAUAACACAGAAAAUCUGUUGUUGGAACACCUGCUUGGAUGUCACCUGAAUUAAUUCUUAAAUAAGAUUAUGAUGAAAAAGUAGAUAUAUGGAGUGUAGGAAUUAUUGCUAUAGAAUUAGCAUAAGGUGAACCACCUUAUUUAAGAGUACCACCAUUAAAAGCUAUGUAUUCAAUUACUGCUAAUGAUCCUCCAAGAUUACCUAAUAAAUUCUCUAAAUAAUUCUAAGAAUUUAUCGAAAAAGUUUUAGAUAAAAAUUCUAAAACAAGAUUAACAGCUGAAUAAGCACUAUAAUUACCCUUCUUUAAAAAUAGAAAUAAAGAAGGAGUCUUAUAAAUGAUCCUCAAUAAAAAAAAUAUUCCUUUAAAUGAAUUAAUUAAAUAAGCUCCAAAAUGA
Molecule: messenger RNA, 1407 nt
Organism: Paramecium sonneborni
Lineage: Eukaryota; Ciliophora; Oligohymenophorea; Peniculida; Parameciidae
Source: the annotation of a GenBank genome assembly